Molecule: messenger RNA, 2534 nt
Organism: Vollenhovia emeryi
Lineage: Eukaryota; Metazoa; Arthropoda; Insecta; Hymenoptera; Formicidae
Gene: STUB1
Product: E3 ubiquitin-protein ligase CHIP
Exons: 4
Coding region: 1569-2453 (294 amino acids)
Biological process (GO): protein quality control for misfolded or incompletely synthesized proteins; positive regulation of proteolysis; protein polyubiquitination
Cellular component (GO): cytoplasm; Z disc
Molecular function (GO): protein-folding chaperone binding; ubiquitin protein ligase activity
Source: RefSeq, a predicted model, not a curated record
UCCUUCGUUGGGCCAGAUUGGACAUGCCUUUCGGUGCCUCCCGGCCACUUCACUCGCGAAUUAAUACUUCCGUUUGUAAAGGCACUUGUCGCUGUCACUGUAUCCACGUGUGCCACUUCACUCGCGAAUUUACACUGUCGUUUCUAAAGUCACUUCUCACUGUCACUGCAUCCUAAAAUGCGACUUUACUCGCGAAUUUACACUUCUGUUUGUAAAGGCACUUGUCACUGUCACUGUAUCCAAAUGCCACUUCUUCGGUUUUGACUGUGUCCGAUUUCCGCUACGAACUGUUCGAUUACAUCGAACAUCGAUGGCAAAUCGCGGGAAUUCAAGGAACGCACGAUGAUAUCAAUCCCUGAUUAUUCGUAGAGAGCGAUCGCGGUUUCUUCCCGCACUUGUCGCGAAUGCGUAUCAAAUAAGAAUAAUACGAUAUGCGAAGCGGCGCAGGCACAACCGAUCAGUGCGACUGUCGCCGCGCGAAUGAUCCUGCGUACGGCGCCGUUAAACACCGUAAAUACCGAGCGCGGAUUCCAAGAAAUGACGUAGCGCCGUGAACACCUCGGACAAAAACAAUCUAUUGGAAUGCGCGCUCGGUUUUCGGCCGAGGUGUUUUUACGGCGCUACGUCAUUUCUUGGAAUCCGCGCUCGGUUUUCACGGUGUUUACAUCGCCGUACGCAGUGUCAUUCACGCGGCGACAGUCGAACUGAUCGGUUUUGUGCCCGCGCCGCUUCGCAUAUCGUGUUACUUUUUUGAUACGCGUCGCGACAAGUGCGCGAAGAAACCGCGAUCGCUCUCUGCGAAUAAUCAGGGAUUAAUAUGAUCGCCGCGAUCGCUGAAUUCCCGCGAUUUGCCAUCGAUGUUCGAUGUAAUCGAACAGUUCGUAGUGGAAAUCGGGCACAGUCAAAACCGAAGAAGUGGCAUUUGGAUACAGUGACAGUGACAAGUGCCUUUACAAACAGAAGUGUAAAUUCGCGAGUGAAGUGGCAUUUGGAUGCAGCGACAGUGAGAAGUGAUUUUAGAAACGAAAGUGUAAAUUCGCGAGUGUGUAAAUGUAAAUUCGGGUAGCACGGACGCGCACCGAGUGGAGACUUUAUCGGCAGUGCUUGAAAAUGGGUGUAGCGAAAUAGUUGCAAAAAUGAAAAUGGGCGUAAGGCGCUGGAAUCAGCCGAGCGAAAACGGUGUCAAGUAAAACGCCGGCGUGGCCGCUCUCAGGUUUCUCUCUGCUAAUGUGCACAAUCAGCCUCGAUUCUGCAGCGUUGGAAUCAGCUGUUAGGGAUGUUUGAAAUCUCACUGCCGCUCGAUAUAUAGUGGCUUUAGAAUCCAUACUUGUCUAGAUGGCAGCCUCGUCAAGCCUGCGGAUUCACUCUACUUUCUGUGUAGAGUUGCGUCGACUCGACGCCGUCGAGUCGAGGACCGUGGACGGAACAAAGAUGAAAUAUCGGACGUCCGUUUGAGGUUAGACAAAGGGUGUCGCGCGGUCGCUCGCACUCGUGUGUUUUCGAUCGCAAGAGGGAAAAAAGGGGGAGAUCGAUUAAUUGUGCAUGCGACGUGACCACCAGCCGCCAUCAUGAGUAAGAUGUACUCGACGGCGAACCUGUCCGACAAGGAGCUGAAGGAGCAGGGUAACCGUCUCUUCGAUCUGCACAAAUACGAGGACGCGGCCAGUUGCUACACGAAGGCAAUCAUGAAGAAUCCGGGCCAGGCGUUAUAUUACACAAACCGGGCUCUGUGUCACUUGAAGCUGAAACGCUGGGAAUCCGUGUGCAAGGAUUGCAGAUGGGCCUUGGAUAUAGAACCGUGUUUGAUGAAAGGCCAUUUCUUUCUGGGACUUGCCCUACUGGAACUGGAGCUCUUUGACGAGGCUGUCAAGUACCUGCAGAGAGCUGUGGACCUGGCGAAGGAACAGAAGCUGAACUAUGGCGACGACAUUACCAGCGUAUUGCGUCUAGCCAAGAAACGUCGAUUCCAAAUAAGAGAGGAACAAAGGAUUUCUCAGGACAUCGAGCUGCAGACUUAUCUGAAUCAGCUGAUCGUGGACGACGCGAAGCGUAACUUGGCGAGUCUGCAGGAACAGGAAACGACGAAGGAUGCCGAUGUUGAAACGAGCUCAGCUGAAUUCGCCAGGAGGAAAGAAGAGAUCGAAGAAAAGAGAGACACCUGUAUAUCCAGACUCAAUGACCUCUUCGCCAAGAUUGACGAGAGAAGGCGGAAAAGAGAGGUGCCCGAUUACUUGUGCGGCAAGAUUAGCUUCGAGAUUCUGCAAGAGCCAGUGAUUACGCCCAGUGGGAUCACGUACGAGCGGAAGGACAUCGAGGAGCAUCUCCAACGGGUCGGUCACUUUGAUCCAGUCACGCGCGUGCGUUUGACGCAGGACCAGCUAAUCCCGAAUUUGGCGAUGAAAGAAGUAGUCGACACUUUCCUGCAGGAUAAUGAAUGGGCCUUGCACUACUGAUGCCGAUAUGUAGCUUACUGCCAUAGGUUUAAGUCAAGGUGGUGGCGAUAUUCAGUGAUGGACGAAGAUACGAGCUUUUAA